Frankliniella occidentalis (western flower thrips) is the source of this 487-nucleotide messenger RNA. RefSeq lists its product as uncharacterized. The transcript is spliced from 3 exons. The record is from RefSeq and is a predicted model, not a curated record. Lineage: Eukaryota; Metazoa; Arthropoda; Insecta; Thysanoptera; Thripidae. The coding region runs from base 167 to 487 and encodes 106 amino acids.
GGGUGCUAGAAACUGCUGGCUGCUGCUGCUGCUGCUGCUGCUGCUCGUGCUGCUUGGCUGUGUGCGGGACCCGGACACCAGCGCGACGACUCCAGGUCGGCGACGAGGAGCUGCGCUCAGGAGGACACCUCCCCGUCGAGGACGUGACGGACUCUGGACGGUGAACAUGGCCCUCGGUCUCGGGUGGGCAGGAACAGGAAGUCCCCGGCGGCGCCGGCGGCGGUCAGCACCAUCAGGACACGCGCCGGCGAGCUGGGAGCGGCUGAUCGGCAGGGCAGGUGUACAAUGUCCGAGAUUGCCCCAAGUUGGGGAGGCCGUGGGCGCCGUGCGUUGGGGUGAGUCGUCCGGCCCUUCACACACGUUUGGUUUCACGGUGUCGCCUCCUUCUUCCCCGAGUGGAGCUUACCAGUCCACUGUGCUACUGCACACAACACAUAAUCUGACGGAGAGUAUUGUUGUACAUCGCAGGUAUACAGGUUUCAAUUGA